Cervus elaphus (red deer) is the source of this 1068-nucleotide messenger RNA. RefSeq names its product COMM domain containing 5 (gene COMMD5). The record is from RefSeq and is a predicted model, not a curated record. The transcript is spliced from 2 exons. NCBI's taxonomy places the organism in Eukaryota, Metazoa, Chordata, Mammalia, Artiodactyla, Cervidae. Gene Ontology annotation, cellular component: nucleus. Bases 190 to 864 code for a protein of 224 amino acids.
CCUGGAGGCAGUGCACUGGCCUCCCGGGAGUGGAGCCCGAGCGGCCGGCGGCGGGGCAGUGGAAGGUUGUCCCGGCACAGACCAGGCCCUGAAGGAAAACCCGGAGUUCAGGCAGUGGCUUGUCGCUGACGGCCAGGGCCGGCUCGGCUGAGACCUACUAGGCUGCCUGUCAAAGAGCAGGAAGCAUCGAUGUCUGCUGUGGGUCCUGCCGCUGCACACCUGCAUCGCCCUGGUGACAGUCACAGUGACUGCGUGAGUUUCCUGGGGGCCCAAUUGCCCCCAGAGGUGGCAGCAAUGCCCCGGCUCCUGGGGGACUUGGACAGGGCUACGUUCAGAAAAUUGCUGAAGCUGGUGGUCAGCAGCCUGCAGGGAGAAGACUGCCGGGAGGCUGUGCGGCACCUCAGGGCUGGCGCUGACCUGCCUGAGGAGCAGCUGGGUGCCCUGAUAGCUGGCACACACACCUUGCUCCAGCAGGCCCUCCGGCUGCCCCCAGCCAGCCUGAAGCCCGACACCUUCAAGAACCAGCUCCAGGAGCUUUGCAUCCCCCAAGACCUGGUUGUGGACUUGGCCAGUGUGGUGUUUGGUAGCCAGCGGCCUCUCCUUGACUCUGUGGCCAGGCAGCAGGGGGCCCGGCUGCCCCACGUCGCUGACUUUCGGUGGAGGGUGGACGUGGCCAUCUCCACCAGCGCCCUGGCCCGCUCCCUGCAGCCCAGUGUCCUGAUGCACCUGAAGCUCUCGGAUGGGUCUGCCCUCCACUUUGAGGUUCCCACGGCCAAAUUCCAGGAGCUGCGGUUUGCUGUGGCCCUGGUCCUGAAGGAGAUGGCCGAGCUGGAGAAGAGGUGUGAGCGCAAGCUGCAGGACUGAGCCUCCCGCCAGUGCCUUCUGGUGGCUGAGGCGGCUGUCUCAGAUGGGCUUUCCAGAGCGAAGCCUGCCCUUCUGACAAGGCACUCCAGUGAAGGAGUGUAACUAUGUCUUUCUCUAAAUGAAGUAGACAGCUGUGUCUUUCCCUUUUUUUUGAAAGUAAAGCAACUGUAAAUAAAAAAUAGGUCCUCCUGGGUAGGCAUCAAA